Messenger RNA from Morchella importuna, 2382 nucleotides. RefSeq lists its product as uncharacterized. Lineage: Eukaryota; Fungi; Ascomycota; Pezizomycetes; Pezizales; Morchellaceae. Gene Ontology annotation, cellular component: cytoplasm. Gene Ontology annotation, molecular function: protein binding. Bases 1 to 2382 code for a protein of 793 amino acids. The record is from RefSeq and is a predicted model, not a curated record. The transcript has 8 exons.
AUGUCCUUCGGCUUUGGCGUCGGCGAUUUCAUUGCCGUUUCUCAGCUCGCCUGGAACCUCUAUCGUUAUUGCUAUGUCGUAUCAAGGGGUGCUCCUCAGGAGUUCCAGUUGCUUCUUCAGGAGAUUACUACACUAUCCCAAUCGAUCAAGCUCCUAGAACUUGAAGCCCAAGAUCCAAAUUCGACUCUAGUCCGCUCCGGUGAAGACCGUAUUCGUAUGGUGAAGGAAAUGAUGAGUCGGGUGGAGGUGACACUCAAGGAGCUUGAGAAACAUGCGAAGAAGUAUGAGAAGUUGGGGGAUUCUUCACGUUCGAAAGUCCGAAAACAACUAUGGGCAAAGUUUAAAUGGGCUGUUGAUGCCUCCGAUUUGGAUGCCCUACGGAACAAGUUGGUCUAUCAUAACGGUGUUAUAAACUUACUUUUAACAUCCUGUGGAAAUUCUUCAUUGCAGCGUAUCGAGUCCUCAACCCAGAAACUUGAAAGAAGGUUCAGUCGCAUUGAUGAACUUGUCCAAAAGUUUGAGAGUCAAGGAUCCCCAGAAGCUCCGUCAAUAUCGGCCGUCAAUGAUAAAGCUUUAAAGAAAACCCUUCUCAGUAUGAAGCUGAUGGAAAACGCUGAAGUUGGAAAGCGACGGUGGUCAGCUAUUGGGGUAGACGAAUGGAUUCAGGCGGGAAGGUGGUGGCUUCUGAAGUCUCAAAGCGACCUGUCUGCAGGCCUUGCGUCUGACGGGCGCGUCUCUCACCAAGCUUACACAAACCUUGUUAAGGCAUCGUGGAUUUUGAUAGAUGUCAUUGCAAAGCAUCCGCAGUUCAACCUUCUCGAUCCAAGCAUACAAUACGACGCGGAAGUGCUUGCAGAGGCUAUUAGAGACCAAUUUGAGGAUAUGGAUAGCUCGAAGCUUCAAAAGCCCACAUUUGAGGAUAUUCAACUUUGUGACCUUAGCAUUUGGGAGACGCAAGUGAAGGGUAUGUCAUUACAACCUUCUAAGCGGAACGAGAAAUCGAAGCUUCUCGAAAAAACACACCACAGUUGGGAAACUGAAGAGGAACAGGUGUUGUUUCAACGUUUUGCAUACUACCAGGCCAGUAAGGCCUCGGUGUCGACGUCCUCCGUCAUUCUCUUCGUAGCUACAAAGAUUAGCAAACAAGCAAGUAUUAUUAUAAAAGACCAGAGCUGGACCACUCUGGCAAGAUUUGAGGUGGGGGGUGAUAUCCCGGAACCUUGUGGGAAUGUCUUAAGAAUCGGAGAUCAGGAGAUCUUAUCUCCUACCCCCGAAGAUGCGCAAUAUCUAAGUUUACUAUGGGAAGCAAUUGGUGAAUAUUUCCUUCCCUCAACCAAGGCGGAUCACGAUCACGACACCUUAAAGGCGAUUGUGCUGCUUUGCGCAAUCAGAAGCGGUCAUAAUAGGAUUACGGCGUCGCUCCUCAAAGACAUGCGGCGGAUGGACAUGGAAACAGAUUGUUCUACGGUCACCUCAACGAUUGGGUUGAGGGGUGCAGCCAUGGAGUUAGCAUCGUCCUGUCUUUUGGGUGAGCAGGUUGCACAGAUUAACCCAGUACCAAAGAGUCAGCAACCGCUGCUACGCUGGGCUGUUGAAAUGGAAUAUAACGAAAUAACGCAAUAUUUACUAAAGCGGAGGUUAACAUCGAAUACUGAACAACCAGUCUCCCUCGUGUCGUCAAUUUUUGAAUGUUGUCGUCAGGGCUCGGUGGAGAUGGUCACUGUUCAUGUGUCGCGGUAUGGACUUAUGGCCCCACUUGAGAGAUUGGAGGAGGGCAUCACAGUACUGCAACUUGCGGCAAGGAUUGGGAAUAUUAAAAUAGUCGACCUUCUAAUCACUGCUGGGGCUGACAUCAACGCAUCGCCUGACCGAGGCGAUGGACGGACAGCCUUGCAGGCGGCAGCUGGAGGAGGACACGAAGUGAUAGUCGACAAGCUGCUCCAGGCUGGGGCUGACAUCAACGCAGAGCCUGCCCAACAUGAUGGACGGACAGCCUUGCAGGCGGCAGCUGAAGGAGGACACGAAGUGACAGUCGACAAGCUGCUCCAGGCUAGGGCUGACAUCAACGCAGAGCCUGCCCAAAGCGAUGGACGGACAGCCUUGCAGGCGGCAGCUGGAGGAGGACACGAAGUGGUAGUCGACAAGCUGCUCCAGGCUGGGGCUGACACCAACGCAGAGCCUACCGAAUGGUAUGGACGGACAGCCUUGCAGGCGGCAGCUGGAGGAGGACACGAAGUGAUAGUCGACAAGCUGCUCCAGGCUGGGGCUGACAUCAACGCAGAGCCUACCGAAUGGUCUGGACGGACAGCCUUGCAGGCGGCAGCUGAAGGAGGACACGAGAGGGUGGUUAAGAGGCUACGUAAGGCUGGCGCUAAAGAUUGA